Molecule: messenger RNA, 659 nt
Organism: Prorocentrum cordatum
Lineage: Eukaryota; Dinophyceae; Prorocentrales; Prorocentraceae
Source: the annotation of a GenBank genome assembly
GGCGGCGCACCUUUCCCCCCCCCCCCGCUCGCGCGAGCCAAGCCCCCCUUUCCUCGUCGGCCCCCAUGGCGCGCCGCGGGGGCGCGGCGGCGCUCCUGGCGCUGGCGCUGCUGCUGGCGGCGCUCGCGCGCCAGGCCGCCUUCGCGGGCGCCCCCCGGGGCCGCGCGCCCCCCAGCGCCCGCGCCCCCGACGCGGCGGCCGCCUCGGCGCGCCGCUACAGGAGCAUCCAGUCACCAGAGGCUGCUGGGCUCCUCGAGACGGGCGAGUGGGCCUACCUCGACGUGCGCCGCCCCGACGAGCAGCAGGCCGUGGGCGUCCCCGAGCUCCCAGAGUACGGCGCCGGCCUGCACACGGUCACCUCGCACGUCGUGCCGUGGGAGGAGUGGCUGCCGCAGGUGGAGUCCACGUUCCCCGAUAAGGGCCAGAAGCUCAUCGUGGGCUGUGCCGCUGGGGUGCGCUCGAAGGCAGCAGCGCAGGUGCUCGAGGGCGCAGGGUACACCAGCGUGCUGGAGCUGGACGACGGCUACAACGGCUGGCGAGCGAGCGGGCUGCCGGCGAGGAUGCCGUGAGCGGCCCGACCUGCCGGCGCGCGCGGGUGGCGCGCGGGAGGGCGGCUCGUGCGUCCGCCGCGCUGCCCCGCAGGGAGAUGGGAUCCUCAA